GUCUUUCCCUCUCAGUCUGCCUGUGCAGUGGACAGGACCAGAAGUGUGUGUGUUAGAGUGUGAGUGAGUGAGUGUGAAGCGUGGAUGUUACGGGAUCCAUGACAAAGUCUCCAGUCCCUGGACACAGAUUCACACUCAGCGCCUUACAGAGACAGCCAAAGAGGAAUACACCUUAAACCCUAACACACCUCACACCCCCUUCUACAUUCCCAACCACAUGGAGCCAUGUGAGCUCCUGUCUGCCUCGUUGGGAAUCUGACUCGGAUUGCCUCCUGUAGAGACGCUCACAGCUCUGGAUCUGCCUCGGAGAGCAGAGAGAGGAGAGGAGCGACUGCAGAGAUCUUCACCCAGGAGAGAAGUACUCUUCCCUGGGCGCUGUGGGCCGGGAGCCCCCCGUGGGCUGGAGACCGGCGCUCCAGCACCAUGGAUUACCUGCUUGGGAUUGUAGUCCUGCUGGGCAUGGCGGCUCUGCCCGGGAGAGUGGCCCUGCAGAACCCCAAGAGGAACGUUCCCCGGCUCCGGCUCUCCUACAAGGAAAUGUUGGACUCCAGUAAUUUAGUGACUUUCACUGGAAUAACAAACAGUUCAGGUUACGACACAUUUCUAAUGGAUGAGGAGCGAGGGAGGUUACUAGUAGGAGCAGAGGACCAUAUCUUCUCUUUAGACCUCGUCAACAUUAACAGAGAUCUCAAACAGAUCGCCUGGCCGGCCACACCUUCAAAACGAGACGAGUGCAAGUGGGCAGGAAAAGACCUCGGAUGUGGCUUCACAUGUCUCGGAGGAAGCACGUGUUUGCCUUCAACCACUGGAGUUUGUAGCUAUUAUAUGAUGAAAGAGUGCUCCAACUUUGUGCGGGUGCUGCAGUCCUACAACCAAACACACCUAUAUGUGUGUGGCACGGGAGCAUUUCACCCGAUAUGUGCCUAUCUGGAGAUAGGCAAAAGAGCAGAGGACAAUAUUUUCAGGCUGGACACAUCCCACUUUGAGAAUGGCCGCGGGAAAAGCCCCUAUGACCCAAAGAUGCUGUCAUCCUCUCUGCUAAUUGAUGGGGAAUUAUAUUCUGGAACUUCGGCAGAUUUCAUGGGACGAGACUUUGCCAUUUUCCGAACCCUCGGAGCUCAUCAUCCGAUCCGGACAGAGCAGCAUGAUUCCAGAUGGCUGAACGAUCCCAAGUUUGUUGGCAUUCACCUCAUCCCUGAGAGCGAUAACCCAGAAGACGACAAAAUCUUCCUGUUCUUCAAAGAGAACGCCAUGGACGGAGAACACACAGGCAAAGCCACCAUCUCCAGAAUAGCACAACUGUGUAAGAAUGACGAGGGAGGACACAGGAGUUUGGUGAACAAAUGGACUACAUUUCUAAAAGCUAAACUGACGUGUUCUGUCCCAGGGCUCAACGGCAUUGACACACACUUCGAUGAGCUCCAGGAUGUGUUUUUAAUGAGUGCAAAAGACCCAAAGAACCCAGUGAUCUAUGCGGUCUUCACUACCUCCAGUAACAUCUUUCGUGGGUCAGCGAUCUGCAUGUACAGCAUGGCUGACAUCAGGAGGGUGUUUCUGGGCCCUUAUGCCCACAGAGAUGGUCCAAAUUACCAGUGGGUGCCCUUCCAAGGCAGGGUCCCAUACCCCCGCCCUGGCACAUGCCCCAGUAAAACCUUUGGUGGUUUUGACACCACCAAAGACCUCCCAGAUGACGUUAUUACAUUCGCUCGUCUGCACCCUGCCAUGUAUAACCCAGUGCAGCCGGUUGGUGGACGACCCAUUGUGGUGCGCACAGAUGCAGAGUACCAGUUCACCCAGCUGGUGGUGGACCGUGUGGAGGCUGAGGAUGGGCAGUACGAUGUGAUGUUCAUCGGCACAGAUAUGGGGACAGUGCUGAAAGUGGUGACCAUCCCCAGAGAGAGUUGGCAUGACCUGGAAGAGGUGGUGCUGGAGGAGAUGACCGUCUUUAGGGAACCCACCCCUAUCACAGCUAUGGAACUCUCCACUAAACAACAACAGUUGUACCUGGGUUCAGAAGUGGGAAUAUCGCAAAUGCCGCUGCAUCGCUGUGAGGUAUACGGCAAAGCGUGUGCUGAAUGCUGUUUGGCCAGAGAUCCAUAUUGCGCCUGGGACGGCACUGAGUGCUCCAGAUACUUCCCCACUGCUAAGAGGAGAACAAGGCGUCAAGACAUCAGAAAUGGAGAUCCUCUGUCCCAGUGCUCCGAUCUGCAACACAAUGAUGAUCUGGAGGGCUACAGCAGUGUAGAAGAGAGGAAUGUAUAUGGUGUGGAGAACAGCAGUAUGUUCCUGGAGUGCAGUUCUAAAUCUCAGAGAGCUCUCAUCUACUGGCAGCUACAGAAGCCCAAUGAUGAGCAAAAGCUUGAGAUUAAGUUGGAUGAGAGAGUGAGUCACACCGAGCGUGGCUUGUUAAUCCGCAGCCUGACGCAAGCUGACACCGGAGUGUAUCACUGCCAUGCUGUGGAGCACGGCUUCAUCCAGCCACUCCUGCGCCUCACUCUGCAGGUCAUCCCGUCUCAGCGUGUGGGGGAGCUGCUCCUGCGGACCGGUGCUGUCGAUCGCGACUCGCCUGCCAAACAAAAGAUUUGGUACCGAGACUUCCUUAGUUUGCUGGAGCACCCGGACCUCAACAGUGUGGAUGAGUUCUGCGAGCAUGUCUGGAAAAAGGAGCGCAAGCAACGUGGCAAGAAAGCUCCAAAAGCAGGGCUCGGGCUCACUCAGGCUCAGGCACAGGCACAGAAGAGCAGCCAGAAUUUACAGACUUCAGCCCAGAUUCAGAGUGAUGGCCCAAAAGCAACAAAUGUUCCAAAUCUGCCCAAAAUACAGAGAAGCCAAGUCCCACAGGGAACCACCAGCACGGACAGCCAGAGCCCCAAGCCGAGUCCUAGCACCACCUCGAAACUCCCAAGUGCUCAGGCAAACCAGAACCAGAGUCAGGGAAAGAGGGGCAACUCACCAGCCCGAAGAACACCAGCCAGCACAGCCAAGUGGAAACAGCUCCAGGAGAAUAAGAGGGGGCGCAACAGGCGCACCCACGAGCAACAGAGACCACCUCGGAGUGUGUGAGACAAGCAUACACACACACACACACACACAAACAUCAGACCCAUCCAUUCACACAUGCCGACUUUGAUUCAGCAGCCCACAUACAUGUGUAUGUUGCAAACAUUUAAACAAAAGCACAAAAAUACUGGAUGUACUAGUUGGAGAAAUUUGUCACUACUUUACCAGAGGAAGCACAAUUACAGUGACAUAAUGGCGAAAACAUUUAUCAGUAAUGUGUAUAGUUGUGGACUGAUACACCUUCCUGUACAUAGAAAUGUUUCUAUAGUGUAUGAGUCCCCUAAGACUCUUUACUCCUGGACUGAGAGAGGGGAAUUGCCAUUUCCAAGACUGUUUCCUUUGCUGAAACAUCUGUUGCGAAGUGGCCGAAAAGCUUCCAUGGAAACCAAGAUGAUUUAUUCAGGAAUAAAACCAGAAUGUUGACUAUUUACUUAAAUUCUUCCUGGAGGAUUGUACCUGUUACUAUGGUUCUGGAUCAGACAAUAUGGACUGCCUUCCAGCCCAAAAGAUACUUAUAUAAAAAAAAAAAAAAACUACGGGAACUGGAGUCUCGUUGGUCUGAUUCAUAAUGCAGUGUUAUAGGAGUAACUAUAGUGGACACUGUAUAGGAAAAUAACUGAGUAUCCAUGCAUACAAGACGUGGUUGGCCAAAACGUAGGCAUGUGUUGCUACCAGCCCGUCUGACCCUUGUAACCAUUUGACUUAAAUGUUAGCCUAAUUAUUUGUUGUAUAUUCAUAAUAAACGAAUCACCCAAAUGGACUAAGAAGUCAAAACCUGUGGAAACUAUUUGCCCUAAAGUACAGAAUUUAAAUAUGUUGUGCAUGAUGUUUAAUUGAAUACAAAAUCUUUUUUUCUGAAUUAAGUUGCAUAGCGAAACUAUUAAACACAGAGUUUCAAAUUACAGGGGGUCUUAAGAAUUUUUUGAUUUCAUUUAAGAUAAAAAAAAUGUCUUGUGCCAACCGUUGCAUCGAAGGUGCUAUGUUUGGUUAUUGCUACAUCAUCAAAAAAAAGUUUUUUAUUUUUUAAGUUAUUUUUAUGCCUCAUACAAAUGUGCUCUUGCAGUCUAUGUCGUAGCUUAGGCUGAAAGUGUAAAUAUAUACAGUCAGGCAACUCAUGACUAUUUAUUGCUGAUUUUUAAAGGGUUACAGUUAUUUUUGAUAUUGUAAUGUUUUGAGCUCAAAUGUAAACAAAAGUGACUGAAAUAUGACAAAGCACAUGGAUGGACCAAUAACCAUUGCCUUUUUUAGUUGAACAUAUUACUUCUAAGAACCCAGAAACAUGCAAAAAUUUAGUUUAAUUUUUAAAUAUCUUUUUUUCUGUCACUCACCUCUGUGUGUCUCUUUAGUCUUCACAUUUUCUCUGUAAUGCCCCCAAACAGAUCUGUCUAUAUUUCUGUAUUUGUAUGAAUGACUCAUUCAUGAAAUUGCAAAAUAUUAUGGAGCUAUGAACAAUUUGUAAGAAUGCCAUUAGAUGUGAGACUCCUGUAGAAAUGUGUAGGCUAAACAUUUGACUGACAGCCACUGAGUACGAACCGCAUGUGCAUUCGAACCCUAGUGUAUCUCCUUUACUGUCAGUGUUUUGUGUGUGAUAAUUUCCUUUCCAUGAAUAUAAAAGAUGUGAACAUUUUUGUUUCAUUUUAAUAAGACAAUAAAAAUACCCGCCCCCUUUUGUGCAUUAUAAAGCUGUAAUCUUUUGUACAAAUACCCCCCCAGAACUGUAUGAUGUUUCAAUGCAAUACAGAGCACUCCCAGUGUUUCUUGCUUCAGACAUGUUUUGUCUGGUGGAGAUGGGGAAAUCUAAGGGAGACAGGAGCUCUUAUAACUGUCACUGGGUGUUUCAGGCAUGUUUUCGGUUGUCUAAAUAAAUAUUUCCUCUAUCAUUA
Molecule: messenger RNA, 4943 nt
Organism: Pangasianodon hypophthalmus (striped catfish)
Lineage: Eukaryota; Metazoa; Chordata; Actinopteri; Siluriformes; Pangasiidae
Gene: sema3aa
Product: sema domain, immunoglobulin domain (Ig), short basic domain, secreted, (semaphorin) 3Aa
Exons: 18
Coding region: 424-3063 (879 amino acids)
Biological process (GO): neural crest cell migration; motor neuron axon guidance; negative chemotaxis
Molecular function (GO): chemorepellent activity; semaphorin receptor binding; neuropilin binding
Source: RefSeq, a predicted model, not a curated record